AAUAGAUUAUAUACAAAUCAAUCUUGGUGUAAAGAUAUGUAUAAAAAGAUGGGUAAGCUCUUGAUGGUAAUUUACAUUUUGGGUUUGUUGAUGAUAGCAGCAACUUAUGGAGUUGCAGGGAACUUGUUGCAUGACGACAUUGAAAUGCUGUGGGAGCUUGAAAAUCUGGAGAUAGUAGAAGAUGAAGAGGUGGAAUUGUUUGACAUCCCAGCUUGGAUCAGUGGACGUGGUAAUAAGGUUCUUGUAAAUGUUGAUAGUUUUGGCGCAGUAGGAGACGGAGUUUCUGAUGACACCCAGGCCUUUGAAAAAGCAUGGAAAACAGCAUGUAGCAUAUCGAAAUCAGUGUUCUUAGUUCCUCCAGGACGUCGUUACUUAGUUAACGCAACACGUUUUAAGGGUCCAUGCGAAGACAGGCUAGUCGUUCAAAUUGAUGGAACAAUCGUAGCACCAGAUGAACCUGAAAACUGGGAUCCAAAGUUCUCAAGGAACUGGCUUGAUUUUUCUAAUCUGCAACGGGUCAUCUUCCAAGGAAAUGGAGUUAUUGAUGGUUCUGGGAGUAAAUGGUGGGCAGAUUCUUGCAAAACAAACAAAUCUAAUCCUUGCAGAGGAGCACCCACGGCGUUAACAAUAGACUCAAGCUCAGCUAUAAAAGUAAAAGGGCUGACCAUCCAAAACAGCCAGCAAAUGCAUUUUGUGAUUUCUCGGUCCGCAGCUGUGCGAGUGUCCGGAGUAAAAGUCUCAGCUCCAGGCAACAGUCCCAAUACGGAUGGAAUUCAUAUCACUGCUUCCACUGGAAUAACUCUUCAGGACUGCAAAAUUGGAACAGGGGACGAUUGCAUUUCGAUUGUAAAUGGUAGCUCUGCUAUUAAGAUGAAGAGAAUUUAUUGCGGGCCAGGACAUGGUGUUAGCAUUGGUAGUCUUGGGAAGGAUAACUCCACCGGCAUAGUCACAAAAGUGGUUUUGGACACAGCAUUUCUCCGAGAGACUACUAAUGGUCUCAGGAUCAAGACUUGGCAGGGUGGUUCUGGUUAUGUUCGUGGAGUAAGAUUUGAAAAUGUGAGGAUGGAUGAUGUUGCCAAUCCAAUCAUCAUUGAUCAGUUCUAUUGUGAUUCACCAAAAUCUUGUGAAAAUCGGACAUCAGCAGUGGAAAUAAGCCAGAUAAUGUAUCGGAAUAUUAGUGGGACUACGAGUAGUUCAAAAGCAAUGAAAUUUGCGUGCAGUGACACUGUUCCUUGCAGUAAUAUAGUCCUUACAAAUAUCAACUUAGAGAGGAAAGAUGGUACAGUUGAGACCUACUGUAAUUCUGCUCAAGGUUUUGGAUAUGGCGUCGUCCGUCCUACAGCAGACUGCUUAAAUUCUCAUGAUAACAAAGACAAAACAUAUUAUUCUGUAACUCAACAAUUUGAAAAUGAUUAUCAGCUCAUAAAACCAGUGGAAGAGGACACUCUUUUAUCCAGCAGCAAAGAUGAAAUUAUUCACACUGAGCUCUGACCUGGCUUCUUACAUAUACAUAAAUAAGUCUGAUAUAGUUUACUGUACUGGCUAAACUGGAUUGUAGAGUUACUAGUUGAGAGGGAUGGAGUGAGGUUACCAUGUCAAAUUUUAUGGGGAGACUAGGAAUGUUAUAUAGAUAUAGAUAUAGAUACAUACAAAUUACACAAAGUUCAUUAAUUGAACACAAGCAUAUGAUUGAUAUUGAGAAAAAAGUUGCUAUAACUUUAAUGAGA
Molecule: messenger RNA, 1727 nt
Organism: Carica papaya (papaya)
Lineage: Eukaryota; Viridiplantae; Streptophyta; Magnoliopsida; Brassicales; Caricaceae
Product: putative polygalacturonase At1g80170
Biological process (GO): carbohydrate metabolic process
Molecular function (GO): polygalacturonase activity
Source: RefSeq, a predicted model, not a curated record